Molecule: messenger RNA, 2139 nt
Organism: Haliaeetus leucocephalus (bald eagle)
Lineage: Eukaryota; Metazoa; Chordata; Aves; Accipitriformes; Accipitridae
Gene: AK7
Product: adenylate kinase 7
Exons: 18
Biological process (GO): nucleobase-containing compound metabolic process
Cellular component (GO): cytoplasm
Molecular function (GO): ATP binding; ATP hydrolysis activity; AMP kinase activity
Source: RefSeq, a predicted model, not a curated record
AGCCGGCGGGUCUUCCUCAACCACCUCGACUCUUACUGCGGCCGCAGCAUCGGCGAGUAUUUAUCCAGAUGUGUUGUUGGGGCAUCGCUUGAAAGCAUAGAAGAAGAAGAAGAAGAGGAGGAGGAAGAUGAAAAUAAUCCAGCUGCUGAAGUUUCUAGUAGGCCGAAAGAGGGACUCUACCAAAUAGUGGGUACCCUUUCUAAAGCAGAGAGUGCUAAACCACGUUUUGCAGAGGAAAUAUAUGCAGUCUCUUCUCGAAAAGAGCUCUUAAGUCACUUGCUUGAGUGUGAGAUCAUUUUAUAUAAUAUCACUGAGGAUGCAAAUCAAAUUGAGGAAGCAACAUGGGCUGCUUCUGCCUUACAUAUGGAAAUAGAGCAUUUUGCAACACCAAAGUUAUUCAUUCUCCUUUCAACAAUAAUGAGCUGGGCAAAAAGCAAACCCCCUGACCCUGAAGAUCCUGAGAUUCCUUUUACUGAUGAGGAUUAUCGCAGAAGAAAAUCUCAUCCUAACUUUAUGGCACACAUAAAUGCUGAAAAACUCAUUCUCAAACUUGGGAAAACUAACAAACAUAAAUUUUCAACUUAUGUUGUUGCCUCAGGACAUCAAUAUGGAGCUGGGGAAGGAGUCUUGCACUACUUUUUUAAGAUAGGUUGGCUUAGUGAGACCCCUACAAUACCUGUUUUUGGAGACGGAAACAAUUUUAUUCCAACCAUUCAUGUUCUUGAUUUAGCAGCAGUGCUACAAAAUAUAGCAGAUCAUAGGCCAAGGUCUCACUAUAUACUUGCAGUAGAUGUAUCUAUGCACACUCUUCAAGAAUUAGUAAAGUGUAUCAGUAAAAAUAUUGGACCAGGAAAAAUUGAGAAGAUUCCAAAAGAAAAUGCAUUCCUGAGCAAAGACUUAACACAAAUGCAUUUGGAUAUGUUGCUUGUGAACCUGCGAAUGGAAUCUAUGUUUCUGAAAGAGACUUUCAACAUUAAGUGGGUUGCUCAGGCAGGACUGGUGGAGAACAUUGAACAAAUCGUCAAGGAAUACAAGCAAAGUCGAGGAUUACUGCCUCUGAAAGUUUGCAUUCAUGGUCCUCCUGGGGUUGGCAAAUCUACCAUUGCUGAAGAGCUCUGCAAACACUACAAGCUACAUCACAUUAAGAUAAAUGAUGUGAUUUCUGAAACAAUAGCAAAUCUGGAGAACAUUGUGGCUCCUAAAGAACUGUACUCUGACAGUGUGGGAGAAGAGGGAGAAGAUGAUGAAGAAGAGGAGGGUAAAAAUGUAGAAGCAUCACACGAGUUAUUAGCUAGAAUAAAAGAAAGCAUGGAGCAGAAUGCAGGUCAUCUAGAUGAUCAGUAUGUUGUUAAAUUUGUGAAGGAUAAGCUCAAAUCUAUGCCUUGUAGGAAUCAGGGAUAUGUUUUAGAUGGGUUCCCAGAGACCUAUGACCAGGCAAAAGAUCUUUUUAAUUUGGAAAGUGAAGAUGAAGAAGAAGAAAUUAAAGGCAAAAUACCUAAAUGUGAUAUAUUAAUCAUACCUGAAUUUGUUAUUUCUUUGACCGCAUCUGAUGAAUUCCUUAUAAACAGAAUAAUAAAUCUGCCAGAGAGAAUUGUUGCUGGAACUCAUUAUACCCAGGACCAGUUCCUGCAAUCUUUGAAUCUCUUCAGAGACUUAAACACAGAAGAUAAGACUGUUCUCAACUAUUUUGAUGAACUUGAAAUACAUCCUCAGUUUAUUGACGUAGCCAAAUUUGAAGACCCUGAGAACAGACUUAUUGUAAAAGAGAUCAUCAAAGAAAUUGGGGAACCUCGGAAUUAUGGUUUGACAGAUGCAGAAAAGGAGAAUUUGGAACGCAAAGCAGCUGAGGAACGUCUUGUCAAAGAAGCUCAAGAAAAAGCUGAACGAGAGCGUAAGGAAGCUGAGGAAAGGGCUGAAAGGAUGGCAAAUUGGGAAGUGUGGAAUAAACAUCUGGAGGAAGUGAAAAGACAAGAACAAGAGUUAUUGGAGGCCCAGUCCAUUCCACUGCGAAACUAUUUAAUGAAGAACGUCAUGCCAACGCUUAUGCAAGGGAUAAAUGAAUGCUGUAAGAUCAGGCCAGAUGAUCCAGUCGAUUUUCUGGCAGAAUAUCUCUUCAAGAACAGUCCUGAUAUCGAAUGA